AAAAACGCCACGCCGUAGUAAUUGUAAAAACUUCUCGUCAUCAAAUGGGCGCGGUUAUGAGAAAGGUUACGUGUGCAUGUGAUAAUGUCAUACAAACGCGCUCAGUGAUUGGCUGGACUACUUCCUGCUUCCCGUCGUUCAUUCACGCACGUGAAGGUCAGCAAAUAAGCCACCAGGCAGUGAUAUUUGAAAUAAAUAGUGUCAUUACGACGCGUUUGGGGGAGACAUGGACGGCCAGGGAGCGACAUCAGACCCUCAACUUCAACAUUUUAUCGAGAUCGAGUCUCAGAAACAGAGAUUUCAGCAGCUGGUGCAUCAAAUGACUGAGGUUUGCUGGGAAAAAUGCAUGGAUAAACCUGGGCCAAAGCUGGACUCCAAGACUGAAAUGUGUUUCGUUAACUGCGUGGAGCGAUUCAUUGACACCAGCCAGUUCAUCCUUAACAGAUUGGAACAGACACAGAGGAGCAGGGGGGGAUUCUCCGAGUCUAUGUCUGACUGAAAGAGAAAAAAAAAAAACUAGCUGAAAAGAUGGACAACGCAUCUGGGGAGCAGCUCCUGCUCUGCGAGGAAGCCGUGUGAUCCUGAAGCAGCCGUCAAGAUAGAGCUGUCCAAUCAAGUGGGAAUAUAAAGUGUUCACUUUUAAAACAAGUGCCUGACAUUAACACCUUAUGAGGACUCAUGUAAGAGUUGAGGGGUCUUGUCUGUCCGCUGCUGAAAGAUGAGAGUUACAAAAUGUUUAGACUGUGUUGGAAAUCAUAACAAUUUCUGCAAGUUAACCAUUGAAACCGUGCAACUCGGUUUGAAUGUGUUAUCUGAGGAAAGAUGCUGGAGUAUUCAGCUUGCCAGCUGUGGUUGACUGCUACAUGGACCUCACCACACACUCGUGUCGGAUAAUACACCCUUCAAUGUCUUGACUGAUACAAUUCCGGACUGUACAUAGGCAAUAAAAGAAAUGCAAAAUCAUUUUUGUCUAU
This is a messenger RNA of Menidia menidia (Atlantic silverside), 974 nucleotides long. The record is from the annotation of a GenBank genome assembly. Lineage: Eukaryota; Metazoa; Chordata; Actinopteri; Atheriniformes; Atherinopsidae.